This is a messenger RNA of Lontra canadensis (Northern American river otter), 1200 nucleotides long. RefSeq names its product proline rich 32 (gene PRR32). The record is from RefSeq and is a predicted model, not a curated record. Lineage: Eukaryota; Metazoa; Chordata; Mammalia; Carnivora; Mustelidae.
AUGAAUCACAUCAUUGGAAAGCCCAACCAGAUCCUGAGGACCUGCUUCAGCUCCAUCUUUGAUGAGACCCCACUGACUGAUGGACAUCUGUUCACCGUGGUCCCUGGCUUUUGUCCGCAUGACACCGGCACCCUCACCUCAGGAACUGGACUUUACAUUGCUCCCCCUUCUGACUGGACUUUCUCCCAGAAAUUUGUUAUUGUUAUUGCUUUUUGGGCAGCCUUAGGAACCUUAAGAUGGAUUGCUAAGUUCAUAGAAAACACUGUUACCAGGCAAGCCACUGCCCAAAUACUAGCCUUGCAGAGCCAUCCUUGUAUUGAAAAUGUCCUUGGUGGGCACGCCCCUUCACCUAAUGGAGCAAUUGCCAAUGAGUGUGGGAUGCGGGAGUCGCAUCCUGACGACAUGUCCCUCCAGCGUCCAAGUUCCAUGCCAAAAGAUGAUGAGGAGGCUUGGGGCCACCAUCGGGUCCUGCUGAGAGCUCCCAUCAAUGUGCUGACUGACCUGGCAAGAGAGCAGCUGGAAUGCCCCUCCGAGACAGCAGGAGCUUGCAUUCCUGUCAACAGUUCCAGAGCUCACAAACACCCCUAUGGGCCACCACUUGUUGCUAAGGAAGAGUCCCUAGCAACAACAGAAGUAAAUAGCUCUGAGGGGUUGGCAGGCUGGAGGCUUAGAGAACAAGAUUCUAUUAAUGUGUCCCAGGAAUUCUCUGGCAGCCCUCUAGCACUGAUGAUAGUGGGGGCAAGGGUGAGCAGUGGGGACACCCAAAGAGGUGGCAAUAAUGCCAAGUUAUACCUGGUUUUGCCAGGUCAAGGGUUCUUUCCAUCCAGGGGUCUGCAAGUUAGAGGGCCCCCACUCCCCACUGUUCGAUCAGGGGUAAUGAUGGAGCUGCCUCCAGGAAAUACAAGAAUGGCCAGCAAGGAAAGGCUGGCUCAUGUUUCUUUCCCACCAGGAGGCCCCCAGCACCCAGUGGAGAACUGGCCUAAGCCUCUCCCUUUGUCUUCCAGUACUCCCAGUUUACCUUCUCACCCUACUGCUCACUGCUUUAUAUCUCCUCGACCUCCGAGUUUCAGUCCAUUUCUUGCUAUGCCUAUUGCUUUUGCUCCACCCCCGAUAUUUGGUCCUACCCUGCCUUCUUAUUUGGCCAAUUUUCCUUCCUGGGGCAUGCCUGCUCCUGCGCUCUCAAACAGAGAGAAUAACUGA